Pistacia vera is the source of this 504-nucleotide messenger RNA. Its product is annotated as protein argonaute 4A-like. Gene Ontology annotation, biological process: regulatory ncRNA-mediated post-transcriptional gene silencing. NCBI's taxonomy places the organism in Eukaryota, Viridiplantae, Streptophyta, Magnoliopsida, Sapindales, Anacardiaceae. The transcript has 3 exons. Gene Ontology annotation, cellular component: cytoplasm. Bases 16 to 366 code for a protein of 116 amino acids. Gene Ontology annotation, molecular function: nucleic acid binding. The record is from RefSeq and is a predicted model, not a curated record.
UUCUUCAAAUAUUUGAUGAAUUGUUAUCUAGUUUUUCUAUUUUGUUAUGUGGUUGAUAUUCAGGGAACUACAAGGCCAACACAUUAUCAUGUUCUGUUAGACGAGGUGGGCUUUUCAGCUGAUGAUUUGCAGGAGCUUGUGCAUUCUCUUUCGUAUGUGUACCAGAGAAGCACUACAGCCAUUUCCGUGGUUGCUCCGAUUUGCUAUGCUCACCUGGCAGCCGCCCAGGUAGGAUCGUUCGUGAAAUUUGAAGACAAAUCUGAGACAUCUUCAAGCCAUGGUGGUAUGACAUCUGUGGGAGCUGCUGCGGUUCCUCAACUACCUAGAUUGCAGGAGAAAGUGUGCAACUCAAUGUUCUUUUGUUGAGGCCUUUUGUCCUGCAGAAGAAGAUAACUCAGUUUUUGUAUAGACUUUUUGGUUUUACAUUGGUGAUGCCUUGUUUCCUUCCUGACUCUGAAUUCGACUUUUGGCAUUAGUGUACAAACUGGUUAUGUAGUACCCAAG